GCUGAUGGAUCCAUGGCACCUAUUGUAGGACGUGGAUCCGUUAGAUGCACCAAGAAAUUGUCCUUAUCUCCUGUGUUACAUGUUCCGAAGUUCCCUAUCAGUCUCUUGUCAGUCAGCUCUAUUACAAAGUCUCUUAACUGUGGAAGUUGGUUUGAUCCUACUCGUUGUAUUUUUCAGGAGCUAGGGACAGGGAGAUUGUUGGGGACUGGGACCGAGCAUGAGGGGCUUUACUAUCUUGAUAAAGGAAGUGAUGAAGUUGCCCUUGCACUUGCAUCAUGUUUGUCUCCAAGCCAAGAAUUGUUGUUGCAUCAUCGCAGGCUUGGACAUCUUUCUUUUGCUGCCUUAUCUCGUAUUUAUCCAAAUUUGUUUAAGUCAUGUACUAGAGAGCUGUUGGUCUAUGAUGCAUGUGAACUAGCUAAACAUACUAGGGGUACAUAUCCUAGUAGUGGUAUGAGAAGCAAGAAACCAUUUGAAGUAAUCCAUUCUGAUGUCUGGGGACCCUGUGAGGUGCACUCAAUUUCUGGACAUCGAUGGUUUGUGAAUUUCAUUGACUGUUUUAGCCGGUAUACUUGGCUUUAUCUUCUGAAGCAUAAGAGUGAUGUUCUUUCUGUCUUUAAAGAUUUGUGUGCCCUUAUAAAAAAAUCAACAUGAAGCAACUAUUAAAGUUUUACGUUCAGAUAAUGGCACUGAAUAUGUCAACCAAGAGCUUGAACAAUUUCUUACUGCAAAUGGCAUUGAACAUCAAACCACCCGUGUUAAUACCCCGGAGCAGGAUGGUGUUGCAGAGCGGAAAAAUAGACAUUUACUUGAAGUUGCUCGCUCACUUAUGUUUACAAUGCAUGUUCAAAAAUUUCUUUGGGGAGAAGCAAUUAAAACCGCAACAUACCUAAUCAAUCGGAUGCCUCUUUGUACCCUUGGGUAUAAAACUCCUACAAAAUGUCUAUUAAACUCAAAUGAAUUUGUUGUUCCUCCCAAGGUCUUUGGAUGUGUUUGUUUUGUGCAUGAUUAUAGAAACUCUGUUGGAAAACUGGAUUCACAUGCGCUAAAAUGUGUUUUUGUGGGUUAUUCUCCUUCAAAGAAAAGCUAGAGAUGUCGGUGCCCUUCUGAACAUCGGUUUUUUGUGAGUAUGGAUGUCACGUUUCGUGAACAUGAAUCCUUUUAUGGGCCAACUAAUGAUACUGAUAUUAUUUUAGCACCACCUGAAGUGGAACAAGAGGGGGAGAGUGAAGUGGAAGGUACUAAUGUUCUUGUUUCCACUCAAGGUGGUUCUCUGACUUUUGAUCGCAUUCCAAUUCAGGGGGAGAAGGACAAAAUUCAGAAUGUUGACAAUGAUUCUUAUCAGGGAGAUAAAGACGAUGUGAUUGGAAAUUCAUCACCUCCAUCUCAAGGUGCCGAGUCUCCUGUACAUGAGGAUCCAGGGGAUGAUUUUAAAGAAAUUGGUGAUCUGAAGCAGCACUUAUCACAAGAAUUUGAAGUGAAGGACCUUGGGAUGUCAACGAAGUCAAAUGCAUCAAGGACGGAGAGGAUCAGCUUCUUGUGAAGGAUGAGGUGAUCAAGUGUAGAUGG
Messenger RNA from Lolium perenne, 1566 nucleotides. The record is from RefSeq and is a predicted model, not a curated record. Lineage: Eukaryota; Viridiplantae; Streptophyta; Magnoliopsida; Poales; Poaceae.